Messenger RNA from Aspergillus aculeatinus CBS 121060, 1977 nucleotides. RefSeq lists its product as uncharacterized. The record is from RefSeq and is a predicted model, not a curated record. Bases 85 to 1860 code for a protein of 591 amino acids. The transcript is spliced from 5 exons. NCBI's taxonomy places the organism in Eukaryota, Fungi, Ascomycota, Eurotiomycetes, Eurotiales, Aspergillaceae.
AAGCGGACAGCGACGGUCGACAAUCUCAGCUCGCUCAACCACAACAUGCGUCUAUGAAACAUUUUCGACGUAUCUUUCCAAACCAUGGAACCCGCAACAAGAACCGUCACGCCCUGGAUCCAACACAAUGCGCCCAAGAUCGACCCAGCUUGGGCGUUUGCCGAAGCACAACGGCUGAGGAAGCAAAAGAUCCCGGAUCCCCCGGCUCGUGUCACAAAUCGGAAGGAGCGAUUCAAGAGCACCAUGCGGGCAUACUUCAAAGCGACGGGAGACAAUCAGGCCCAAUACAUCUUCGAACACACCCAUACAUGGGAAGAGGUCCGGAGCGAGGCACAGAAAGCGCUGGACCUACGCUACCGGCAGAACGGGAAAAGGAACUUCUUCCGCAAAUCGAUUCGACUCGUUGGGGACGUGGCUUCCCGGCUAGAGUUCCUGACGCAGCUAAUCCCCAGCGGUGAUUAUAUGGGAGUUCUCUGCGGAGGGCUCAAACUCAUCUACAAUGCAGCGAAUCGCAUGAGUGCCGUUCGCGAGCUCAUUCUCGGGUCAUUGGAUAGUCUAUCGCAGCCGAUUGAGGAUGCCUCACCCUACCUCUAUACCUACGCUUGGAGCGAGACGCUUCUGGAAAAGGCGCAGGACCUCUAUAUGAGCGUCCUAGACGCGGUCGAGAAUCUCACGCAAUGGAUGGCCAAGACUAGAGGAGUGGUGCGAGGUACCUGGGAAAGAUCCAAGGCGCUCGUCCAGCAGGACGACUACGGGCAAGAUCUCGAACAUCAGAUUGUCACUCGUGUGGGAGAAGCAGCGAAUGCAUUUGAGAAAGCUGUCAAAAUCUGCUUGAACACCGAGGUACAUGAUAUGGGACAGAACGUGGUGCGUUUGGGCAAAGGACAGGACGAAAUGAGAGACGAGAUGAGAGACGUAAAGCGGAUAGCCGCAGGCUCGUGGGAGAGAGUUGAGGCAAUCCUGCUGGAGAGGUGGAAGCAAUUGCAACCGAUGGUUGAUGACUACAACGCCGCGAAAGCUGCUAGGGCCGCGCGGGUGUCCACCACCAUCGAGCAGCUCCUCACUGCGCUGCACUUCGCGAAUCCAUUUUCCGAGGUCGAUAUCGUGGAUCGCACGGUCAACAUUAUAGCCACUGAGCGAACCACAUUACUUCUCUCCGGUAGACUCUUGGACGAUGAUGCCCAAGACCAGGUGGCGGGUGUGCUGCAGGAUGCCCGGUUUCGCAGCUGGCUUCAGGACAUGCGCUCCGAGGUCCUGGUUGUGUCACGCAUGGAGGAGGAUAUCUUGGAAGAGGGACCCGUCUCGCCACUGACCUAUCUCUGCUCCGUGAUGAUCAAGACUCUUGCCCCCGCCGAGCGCGUGGUGCCGAUGGUAUUCUUCUGCCGCCAGCACUGCGAUUCUCAAGAUAGCUUCGCCGGUGCUGCAGGAAUGCUACGGUCGCUCAUCGCCCAGGUGAUCCUCAACCUCUACGAGACUCACAGACUCGAUCUCACGUUCCUAGUUGAGGAGCAUCUCCAUACAAUCGCGAUGCAGGAUGUGUCCACCCUGUGCCAUCUUUUCGCCGAGGUGGUCAAGAGGGCCCCCGCCGGGAUCGUUGUUUGCAUGAUCGACGGGGUGGACUUUCUGAGCAACCAGCUUAAUCUGUACUGGGUGGAUGGGGUGAUGCGGUUUCUGAAUAGCCUUCUGGGGGUCGUGGCGGGCAGCCGGUCGGAUCUUGUAUUUAAGAUCCUGGUGACCAGCCAUCGAGGAGCCAGUCUAGCGUCGCAAUGGUUCCCUUAUCGAGUGGAGCUGCCCGUGCUUAGUAGCGAGACAAUGUGCGGUCUUGGGCAUGCGACUGGAGAGAUGCAGUCAAUCUUCUAGCAGUGUUGCCACUGCCCUUGUAAGAGCAACUUUGGUCGUAACACGGUGGCGGAUCACAGGAAAAUAAAAGAGGGCCUACAGAUAGCUUCUGAAAUAUCCAUGCAGCAGCGAGACAAC